Ixodes scapularis (black-legged tick) is the source of this 1595-nucleotide messenger RNA. RefSeq lists its product as uncharacterized. Gene Ontology annotation, molecular function: metallopeptidase activity. The record is from RefSeq and is a predicted model, not a curated record. The transcript is spliced from 14 exons. Bases 465 to 1436 code for a protein of 323 amino acids. Lineage: Eukaryota; Metazoa; Arthropoda; Arachnida; Ixodida; Ixodidae.
GAACAUGGAUCCUAAGUUGCCGGGCAGUUUAGUCAAGAUUGACCAUGCCACAAGCAUUCCCAUUGAGGGAAUACGACGAUACGGCGUGGACGCUCUUCUCCACGUGGAGCUGGUGCACAACAGCGCCGCCAACAGCAGCUACGACUUCGAUCUUCCGAUUCCAGCGCACUCGUUCGUUGACGUGGCGAUUGGAGUUCCCGACAUGGGCGACCUCGAGUACACCGAACUUCUGGACUCUGCGAACGUCAAGCUAGACGCUUGGGUUAAAUCUACAUACCCGGCUCUCAACGACGAACCAUUUACCGGCGAAACCAUCGUCAAGUUCUACGCGAGUUUUGUAAAGUUUAUGGCGAUGUGCCGGGAGGCGGACUUUAACAUGGCACCGCAAAUAUGGACCGAAGAAGAGCUGGAGGGUGUGCCUACAACCACAACAAACCUUAGCAGUCUUCGCGUACGUCUUGAAGAUGGACCUGGGCGCCAGAGUUAUGCCGACCCUGGUACUUCCGGCCGGCACGAAUGAGCGCCUCCGCGAGUACUGGUGCAUCCGCUGGGUCGACAGCAUGAGCCCCGGUCUGGCGUCCAUUCCCUUGGCGGACGUGCUGCAGAAGCGAUGGACAAACUCCCUCGGCAAGCCCCCCACCGCCGUACCAAUCAUCAAGUUCAUCAGCAAGCAAGUUAAGAGCCUGGCAUCGUCCAUUGAAAGAAGUCACGCACUGUCGACGUCGUCAAGUGAAAAGUCUAGGGUGGGGCAGCUGGAGAAGCUGCAGCAUCUGAAGUACGUCAUUCUGUUUGCAAACAACAAGACAGGCGCACAUGAGCUGGAUGAACAAUUUCUGGAAGAGACUCAUGGUAAAUUUCACAGAGCGGAAAAUGUCGAUUACAAGAACGUAUUAGCGAUACGCCAAACGACGAUGCAAAAAUACUGGAAACUUCUAAGUCCGAAUCCAGAGUUCAGAUAUUUGAUAGUGCGGCACCCAAUGGCGAUGACUGAUAACUACGGCAGCUACGACUACGGAUCCAACACGAUGUACGUUUCGGGGGGACAGUUGAGGCCAUACUACUUCAAAGACAGCUCUGUUUACAUGCUGAACUACGCAAGGAUCGGAUUUUACAUGGGGGCAACCUUGCUGAAGACGAUGGACAUGAAAGGGGGUCACUUCAAGCCGGGCUACAACCACCCCAUAAACUGGCGCGGUGUCUACGCCAUGGAGAGGACAAAAGAGAUCCACGACUGCCUUCAAGAAGGCAAGAACAUGAGCAACGCCCGGAAAGCGGUGAUGAUGACGAACGCCUUCACUCCUGGUUUCAGGUUUUUUAGGACCAUGGCUCUUGAACGCGCCUACCCCAAGCCAGAGUAUCGAGUAGACAAGUUCCCGGAAUUCAGCAUGGCUGAUCUCUACUUUUUCUCGGUAGUGCAGAAUCAACGAGGCGGUUAGGAACGACAAGUACUUCCAGGAACACCACUGCACAAAAGGAGAGAAGAUGUUCAAACCCACGCGCAAGUUGUGCUAUCUGUGGCACAGUACCCGAAGGAACUACUGAAUGCGCUUCCACCUUUCUCAGUGCCGCGGUGAAGGCUUCGCAGGUUGCAAUAA